UGGGUCCGGGGGAUGCAGCUGCUGGGUCCUUUGGACGUCGGGGUUCGCGGGCCGGAGCCGGCGGAUGGCGAACGUGCAGGUGGCCGUUCGCGUGCGGCCACUUAGCAAGAGAGAGACUGCAAAUCGGGGAAGGAUCAUCAUAGAAAUUGAGGACAAAGUGGCCAAAAUAAAGAAUUUAAAGGUGGACAGCCGACCAGAUGGCCCCGGUGGCUCAAGAGAAAAGGUUGUGGCAUUUGGCUUUGAUUACUGCUACUGGUCAGUCAACCCAGAGGAUCCUCAGUAUGCAUCCCAGGAAGUGGUGUUCCAGGAUCUGGGGACCGAGGUGCUCUCUGGAGCUGCCAAAGGCUACAAUAUCUGUCUCUUUGCUUAUGGUCAGACAGGCUCAGGAAAGACAUACACAAUGAUUGGGACCCCAGCCUCAUUGGGGUUAACACCACGAAUAUGUGAGGGUCUCUUCUCAAAGAAGGAUGACUAUUCCAACUUGCCUCCGCCCUGCAGGAUAAGAGUAAGUUUUCUUGAAAUCUACAAUGAGAGGGUACGGGAUCUGCUGAAACAGUCUGAUCAGAAAAAGCCCUAUACUUUACGGGUGAGGGAACACCCCCAAACAGGUCCUUAUGUACAAGGCUUAUCUCAGCAUGUGGUUACCAACUCUAAGCAGAUAAUUGGUCUCUUGGAAGAAGGUGUAGCAAACAGGAUCACAGCAGCUACCCAUGUUCAUGAAGCCAGCAGCAGAUCCCAUGCUAUAUUCACCAUCUACUAUACACAGGCUAUUCUGGAGAACAAUCUUUCUUCUGAAAUUGCCAGCAAAAUCAACUUGGUGGAUCUGGCAGGCAGUGAAAGGGCAGAUCCUAGCUAUUGUAAGGACCGGAUCACUGAAGGUGCCAGCAUCAACAAGUCCUUGGUGACUCUGGGCAUUGUCAUCUCUACCUUAGCCCAAAACUCCCAGAUGUUCAUCAAUUACCAGAGCCCGAAUAGCACAUCCAGUGAAGGUGGAGACAGUGGGAGCCUCAGCUCUCCCUCAGUGGCUGGCAGUAUUGGUGGAAUCCCUCGAAAGCAGUCAUACAUCCCCUAUCGGGACUCUGUGUUGACCUGGUUGCUGAAAGAUAGUCUAGGAGGCAAUUCCAAGACCAUCAUGGUGGCCACUGUGUCUCCUGCAAACUCCAGUUAUAGCGAGACCAUGAGCACGUUGAGAUAUGCUUCUAGUGCCAAAAGCAUCAUAAACAAACCACGUGUGAAUGAGGAUGCAAAUGUAAAACUAAUCAGAGAACUUCGGGAAGAAAUUGAAAGACUGAAAGGCAUGCUCCUGAGUUUUGAACUGGGGAAUUUGAGUCCCUUCAUGGAUGGAAGAAAUGGAAACCUGAAGGAGCUGGUUCUCCAUAAUGAGAUGAAAAGAGACCAGCUCUCCAAAGACUGGACCCAGAAAUGGGAUGAUUGGAAGGUUCUCAUGGAGUGUAAUGUUGACAUCAACAAGAAGAAAGCCGGGGUGAUGAUUGAUUCCAACCUGCCACACCUGAUGGUCCUGGAUGAUGAUGUGCUGAGCACUGGGGUUGUGCUGUAUCACCUCAGGGAAGGUACAACAAAAAUAGGAAGGAUUGACUCUGACCAAGAACAGGAUAUAGUCCUUCAGGGUCAAUGGAUAGAGAGAAACCAUUGUACCAUCACCAGUGUAUGUGGUGUGGUCACACUUCAGCCUGCCCUGGGAGCCCGCUGCACUGUUAAUGGCCAAGAGGUCACUGAUUCCUGUCGCCUGACACAAGGAGCUAUUAUAAUUCUGGGGGAAACACAGAAAUUCCGUUUCAUUCACCCGGCAGAGGCUGCUGCAUUAAGACAGAGGAGAUUGCUAGGAGAAGUCUCUGCUGGGAACAGCAAUUGUUCUCUGGAGUGGUUGGAUUUGGAUGGGGAUGUCACUGCCCCCCAACUGGGGAUUUCCUCUGUGCUUGAGGACAGGAGAGUGCGGGAUGUUUCUGAAGCGUACCACCAGAAGCAUCUGGACCAAGCAGUGUCCCACAGGACCCAGAUUCGCCAACAGAAACGCCUUGUCAAGGAUUUAAGGCAAGAUAUCCUAGUUGGGCAAAUCAGAGCUGAGCAGGAGCUGGAGUUUGACCAGGCCCUCAUCAACCAGCAGAUCAAAGACAAUCAGAGAUGGUUGCUCAGAGAGGAAAGCCGAUUGGCCAGUCUGCAGCAACAGCAGCAGCAGCAGCAGCAGGAGGAGGAGCAGCAGCAGCAACAGCAAGAGGAUGGUACCUCAGCUGAGGAAGACACUGAGAUCUUCCAUGAAGCGGAAUCUCAGAUUGGGCCAGAGACUCCGUCAGCUUCAUUGGAUGGGGGCCGUACGAGGCUGGUCCAGCUGCAGGUUCUCUGGAGGAAUGCUCUCUGGGCAGCAGAGCGUAAAGUCAGGCGCAAGAAAGUCAAGUUUCAGUUGGAAAAGAUUAUCAAAAAGCAGAAACUCCUGGAAGCUCAGAAAAAGCUUGAGCAGCUUGAAACGCUCAGCUGGAAAGACAAUCCAAGCCGAUUGAACCCUGAUCUGGAUGCCAACUUUUCAGCUUUUCAAAAAAAGAGCGACUCUUCCACCAGCAGCAGUUCUUUGGGUAACCACAGACUUUGUGGCCUCCCACUGUCCCCCUCACAAAGUGUUCUGAAGUGCGCAGUUUCUGCCAAGUUAUCAGCUGAGACUGUUCACCACUUACCAGAGAAGCCUCAGUCCGGGGAUUAUCUCUUUCAAGCUGCUUCUGUCCCCAGAGGAAGUAUCACCCCGCCUGAUGCCUCGGGCCCCCCGAGCCUGUGGCAGCCGUGUGAGGGGAGGAGAGCAUCUUUUGGAGAUGAUACCUCCACUGGAAGGGCUCGCCCCCUCGUGAGCUCCAAGCCUGCUCCUGCCAGGGACAGGCGGAGCCAGGAAAUGGGCAGGAGGAAGCAGCCGCUGGGGCGGCUACACCGACCCCUGGCCUCUGUGAGCCGCUCAGCAGAGCAGCUCAGAUCGAGGGAUAGGCCCGAUUCCUUCUUCCUCAGCCCCCGGAGCGUCAGGGAGAAGCCCUCCGGAAGCCACAGUCUGCCGCGGCGGAGGUGGCGAAGAGAAAGGGACCUCCUGACAAAUCGGUGCUCCCCCCACUCACAGGGAGCCAGGAGAUCGGUUGUGUAUGGAAAGAUUCAAGCGACUCGCCUGUGCCAGGCUGCCUGGGCCUUACAGCGGUGGGAGCCCGGUGCAGCAUCUUUGGCUAGAGGCUCAACAUGGCCCCGGGGACGGCUCUUUGGUGUGAAAGACAGAGACCAAGCCUUCCGCCAGAACCCCAUGAGGAGAGAAGGGGAGGAAGGGACCUGGAGUGCUGGCAUCCUGCGGGCCAUCCCUGGCUCUCUGGGAGCCCGGGCCCAGGAAAAUGACGACGACUUCUCCGACACCGACAGCACCUACUCUUUGGAUUCCCUCUCCUAUACCUAUACCAGGACCCUGAUCAAACCCCAAGAGCAGGAGGCCCCUGAGCCAAAGGCACGCUGCACCGAACUUGAGAAUUCAGAAAGCGAUGAUAGCCAGAUGUCUCAGGAUUCAUUGGUAGAAAAAAGGAAUAGAACCCCAAGAAGGCUUUUGCCUGUCUCUCCCCUUCUCCAAGGCCCUGAAAGAAGUGAGGUGAGGUCCAUGGCCUCCUCUAAGGCCUCCUUGCCUUCCUCUGGCAGUGAACUGCCCUGGGAAAAGAUGAGCACCUUUUCUCUGGACAGCCUGAACAAUGAGGAGGAGGACUUCAGGGAAGAAUCUAAGGAAGGACCUGCUUCUCACUCGUCAGAUGAGAUGCCCGCAGAGCUCUUUUGGCAAGUGAAGAGCUCUCGGUCCCUUCCAGAGUGCCAGGAGCAGGAACUUGAGUUCCAGGCUUCAGACCAAGGCCCGGGCUCAGCUGGACCUGAUGCAACAUUGAAGCCAAGUACUUCUUUUUAUCUGACUCUUCAGCCUGAGACAGAAAGGAACAACUACAGAUCCCUUCAACAGACCCAGAACCCAAGAAACAGCUCCUUGGUUUCCAUGGACUCUUGGUUCUCCUGUGAUUCAGAUAGCAAACCCAACGACCCCCAGGAAGUCAGUCUGUACUCACAGAUGAAUCUUGGUAUCCAGCAGCUGCAGGUCCGGGACAUGGAGAAGCCCGUGGUCUUGGUGGGAGUGGGGGGGGUACAGCAGCCUGCCCCUGAGCUGGCCACUGAGGUAUAUAGUUUCAGCCCCCUCCUGGGCUCAGGCCUGGUCCCCAGAACUGCCCACGAGGGGAGUGGAAAGCCUUCUCUGGAGGUACCUUCAGAGGCUCCAUGGAGAUCCCCAGGACCUUGCAAGCCUGGCUCAGACGCCGCUGGCUCCCUGCAGGCUCUUCCUGAGGAGGGGAGAGACCUAGCCAGCCUGACUGGCUACUGCAGCCCUGUCCCUUCAAACAGCACUCUCCCCUGCAGCCUGUCAGCUGCCCCUGCAGCUUUGUUGUCUCACAAAGGCAGCAUCCUUGGAAAGGGCAGGCCUGUUGUUGAAUAUUUGUGUGAAUUUUCUCACUCUUCCCUGGGGGCCACAGUGAGAAGCACACAGGUUUCUAGUUCCUCUCAGAAGGACACAAGUUACCUGCCUUUUACAUCUGGCAAAAAAUGGGAUUCCUUCUUCCCUGUGUGUCCCAAGAUGCCUGGUGAUUUUGAUUUCAAUGAUGCUUCCUCCUCUUUGCCAUCCACGAGGCAGCUGAGGACAGAGCAAGAACGAAAUGGUGGGAGCUUGGAGUUGGACGAUCUCUCGACUCUCUUUAGAACGAUUGAAAAAGAUGCUCAUCAUAGCUGUCCCUCAGCAGACUUAGAAGCAGGAGAUCCGGGAUUAGAAAAUGCUUGGGUCUUUGCAGCGGAAAACAAGGUUUCAGCUUCCGGGGCACAGGCCCACCCAGCGCACCAGGGCAUCCCCAAGCAGUCAUCACCUGUGGCCUGUCGGAGAGCGGGGUCGGCAGUCCCCUUCGAUGAGAGCUUUUUCCUGAGGGACAUAUCCAACAGCAACAGUCCCAUGAACGCCAAGGAAGAACAGAGUCCCCCGGCCUGGGCCCAGCGGGAGGAGAAUCUGCCCAGCAGGCUGGUUCCACUAAAGCUCAACAACCCCCUCUCUCAGCCAGCCAUGAAGACCGAGCUCCUGCAGAACACCAGUGAACAAAUCGACAGAGAAAGGAGUUUUUCUUUGGCCUUAACUACCGAUUCUGAGCCAUCCUGGGACUUUUUCCCAUCUCCUGAGCGGCUCCAUCCUGUGGAAACAUUUUAUAUGUUAGAAAGUAGAGACGCCUUGACAGAAACAGCCUUGGAGAUCCCCGCGUGCAGAGAGUGGGGCGAGGACAUGCCAUCCGCCAGCAGGGCAGAGGAGCUGAACAAUACCUUUCAGUUUUUCAGAACUGUGGACAGCGACUUGCUGCUUUUGUUACACACCCCAAAGGCUAAGAAUCCUUCUUCUCAGCAAGUUGCGGGGGAGAGGUCCUUCAGCCCAGGCAACAAGAAAGACCUGACUGGAACUGGGGUCCCCCAAAGUAUGGAAAAGUUCAGCAAUCCCUUCGCUUUCUCUGCUGCUCAGAAUAGACUGUUGUUGGAGAGCAUUAGCAUGGCAGCAUGUCAUUUGGGAAAACCGGGUGGGAUUUUAAAUAACAAGCACCCACAGUCAACGUUAAAGAUAAAGGAAGAAGACCCAGAUCAGCCCCCUUGGGGUGUUCCAUUUAGUGAUUCUGGGGCUGUUAUCUCAAGUAUCGAAGGAGAUCACAAACAUAGGGAGAGUGAAAAUGACAUCCGAGGGAAUCGGGGCGGCUACCUCCUGGGAAUUGGUGCAGCUGAUUUUGAAGGUCAGAUCCAUUCUGGACCCAAUUCCAAUUUCCUUUACAAAACAGACAGCUCGAACCAAGCUCAGCAUAGAGUCAAUAUGCAGGAGAAUGCUUUGAUUUCUAAAAAGCGCAGCUCAUCAAAUCACUCUGAGUGUACAAGUCCAGCGAUAAUGUCUAAGGAUGAAACCUCGCCGCACCCGAAGGAAGGAACGGAAUCUGUUUCUCUUGGAAUGGCUUUGCAUCCCAAGGAUUGCUCAGAGGAGUCCGUGACUCAGAGAAGAGACCCCCCUUAUGGAAAAGACUCUGCUUCAAACCCAACUCUGUCCACCAAGGAAGAAGGCACUAUUGCAAACAAAGAACCUGAGAACUUAAUGGUGAUACCCAGUUCCCAAGGAGAUGGGCCUCAAAAGAGAAGUCAGACUUCCUCUCAGGGUAAAAUUGUUAAUCAUUCUGAAGAAAUGGCCAGGCUGAUUAGCAGUGUGUCCCAGCUGGAAAGCAGCAUCAUGGAAAUAGAUUCUAGGCAAAAAUAUCACCCUUGUGCCUUGUAUAUGGCAGAAGCUUACAGGAGAGCCAUGUGUAGGGAUAGGAAGGACCAUGGAAAGGCCCAUCUAACUCUGAGACCAAAUGACUUCAGAGAGAUCCUCUAUCACAGAGAUCAGCCCCAUUCUCCAAAGAAAGUACAGGAGGAAGAAGUCCCUAAUAGCAUCGAAGCCAGAGAAAUCAAGAAGGUCAACAAUUGUAUUCAAGAGAGUUAUCAGACCCAGAAAAUCACACCAAAUUUGACCAGGCCCACUGAAGUCACUGAAGAGGGCAAGACUGAAAGAGAGCAUACUCCCUUAUCUGUACCUGAACUGUCGGUUAGGUGCCCUAGCGAUUAUUUGUUCCUACGGUUUUCACAGAGAUGCACCGCUCAGAAAAAGUCAGCUAGUGCUCCAGAAAGUCCAGAGGGAGUGGAGCCAUUGGUCAGAACUGAACCCACAAGAGCCAAGGAAGAAAGAUCAGAGGGAAGCCGCAAUGAGGAAUCUGCUUCAGAACUGAACCCCCAAAGUCAUGCCACUUUGGGGACAGGGAGUUUUCCAAAAUUGGAGCCCAAGCCCACUUUCCAGGAAAAUCAGACUGCUGGAAAUCUAACCAGUACUGUGAUGACAGCUAAGUGCAAAGAAGUAAGAGUCCAUGACAUAGAUCAAGAAACAAAUAUCCUACGGGGAAAGAGCAUGCAAGCAGGAACCUAUCCAGCUCCAUUGACCCAGGGGUUAUCUGGCGUAAGCCAAAUCCUGCAUACAGGUAGAUACCGCACUCAGGAGACAGCACAUCCACGGCCAAGUCAAGAAGGCUACCCAGCGGUUUCCACUAAGGAAGGCAACAUCUUUUUCUCCGAUCCCCCAAAACUGUCAGAAAAGUAUUUCAGGUCAACAAUGAAGGCAGUGAGCCUUUCUUCUGCUGCCUCUGAGCCAGAUCUAGAGUUUCUGAAAACUCAAGCUCCAACUCCCUCAGAAGGCAGAGAAGAACAGCAAAAAAUAAACGGAGAAGCGAGAAACCACAGCUCUCUCAGAAGCAUCAGCUGCAAAAACUCCUUUGUAGAACAAUCAGUUUGGCAGAGCUUUAGUUUGAGGACGGUGUCUGGCCUUUGUUAUCAGCCCAAUGGUGCUGGGAGCAGCCCUGGUGAAGCUUCAAAUGACAGCUACUCCAUGGAAGAGAUGAAAGCCUCAGCUACUGCUGUGCUUCUAGAACAGCAGCGAGAAGACACCAGAAUCACCCCUAGAGAUUUGAACUUGGGAAAUUCAUCUCUCACUGAGGCAGAGUUGACCUUGUUAAGAAACAUAAAAAGAGCCAGUUCACUUAUCCAAUCUCCACUGGAGAAGAGGACCAGUCAUCAGUGGGCAGAUAGAGAACUCCAAAUACCUCAGGCUGUAGAGAAAAAGCUGUGGAGGACAGAAGAUUUUGCCAUGGAUCUCAGUACCACCAGUGCCUCUUUGUCAGCGACUAAUGAGGGAAAACGGGGUUCCUCAUUAGGAGCUUGGGGGGUCACUGUUGCCCCAUCCAUGUAUCCAAAAAUGAAUGUAGAGACCACAGUGGAGGACACUAAACUAUCACAAGAGUGUGAGGAGUCUUCACAGGACAGUGCCAAUGAACAGAUUAUCAUGCCUAAAUUGACAAGGGACUCAUCAAGAUUUUGGGGGGCCUCCACUAUCCCAUCCAUGUAUCCAGAAAUGAAUGUAGAGACCACAGUGGAGAACAAUAAACUAUCAGAGGAAUGUGAGAAGUCUUCAAAGGAUAGCACCAAUGAUCAGAUUAUCUCACCUGAAUUGACCAAGGUCUCAUCAGGAUUUUGGAGGGCCUCUGCUACCCCAUCCAUGUAUCCAAAAAUGAAGAUAGAGACUACAGUAGAGAACAAUAAACUAUCAGAGGAAUGUGAGAAGUCUUCAAAGGAUAGUACCAAUGAUCAGAUUAUCUCACCGGAAUUGACCAAGGUCUCAUCAGGGUUUUGGGGGGUCUCUGCUACUCCAUCCACAUGUCCAAAAAUGAAGGUAGAGACCACAGUGGACAAAAAUAAACUAUCAGAAGAAUGUGAGAAGUCAUCAAAAAAUAGCAUCGAUGAGCAGAUUAUUGCACCUGAAUUGACCAGGAUCUCAUCAGGAUUUUGGAGGUCCUCUACUACCCCAUCCAUGUAUCCAAAAAUGAAGGUAGAGACCACACUGGCGAACAACAUACUAUCUGAGGAAUGUGAGAAGUCUUCAAAGGACAGCAUCAAUGAGCAGAUCAUCGCAUCUAAAUUGACCAGGGUCUCAUCAGGAUUUUGGGGGGCCUCUGCUACCCCAUCCAUGUAUCCAAAAAUGAAGGUAGAGACCACAGUGGAGAACGACAUUCUAUCAGAGGAAUGUGAAAUGUCUUCAAGGGACAGCUUCAACGAGCAGAUUAUCUCAUCUGAAUUGACCAGGGUCUCAUCAGGAUUUUGGGGGACCUCUGCUACCCCAUCCAUGUAUCCAAAAAUGAAGGUAGAGACCCCAGUGGAGAACAACAUUCUAUCAGAGGAAUGUGAAAUGUCUUCAAGGGACAGCUUCAACGAGCAGAUUAUCUCAUCUGAAUUGACCAGGGUCUCAUCAGGGUUUUGGGGGGCCCCUGCUAACCCAACCAUGCAUCCAAAAAUGAAUGUAGAGAACACUAUGGAGAAUAAUAAACUUUCAGAGGAGUGUAAGAAGUGUUCAAAGGACAAUGCAGAUGAGCAGAUUAUCGCGCCUGAAUUGACCAGAAUCUCAUCAGGGUUUUGGGCAGCCUCUACUACCCCAUCCGUGUAUCCAAAAAUGAAUGUAGAAAUUACCGUAGAGAAUAAGUUGUCACAGGAAUGUGGAAAGUCUUCACAGGACAAUACUAAUGAACAGAUUAUUGUACCUAAACUGACAGGACUCUCAUCAGGAUUUUGGGGGGCCUCUGCUACCCCACCCAUGUAUCCAAAAAUGAAUGUAGAGACCACAGUGGAGAAUAAUAAACUAUCAUCAGAGGAGUGUGAGAAGUGUUCAAAAGACAACACAGAUGAGCAGAUUAUUGUUUCUAAACUGACUGGGAUCUCAUCAGGAUUUUGGGGGGCUGCUAUGACCCCAAAAAUGAAUUUAGAGACCACCAUAGAGGAUAAUAAACUAUCAGAGGAGUAUAAGAAGUGUUCAAAGGGCAGCACUGAUAAGCAGGUUAUUGUGUCUGAAUUGACCAAGGUCUUAUCAGCAUUUUGGGAGAACUCUGAUCCCCCAUCCAUAUGUUCAAAAAUGAAUGUAGAGACCACAGUGGAGGAUAAUAAACUAUCAUCAGAGGAGUGUAAGAAGCGUUCCAAGGACAGCACAGAUGAGCAGAUUAUCAUGCCUGAAUUGAUCAGGGUCUCAUCAGGGUUUUGGGGGGCCUCUGCUACCCCAUCCAUGUAUCCAGAAGCAAAUAAAGAGACCAUAGUGGACGACACUGGACUAUCAGAAGAAUGUGAGAAGAGUUCAAAGGACAGUACCGAUGAACAGAUUAUUAUGCCUGAAUUGACCAGGACCUCCUCAGAGUUUUGGGGGGCUUCAGCUACCCCAUCCGUGCAUUCAAAAAUGAAGGUAGAGACCACAAUGGACAGUAAUAAACUAUCAGAGGAGUGUAAGAAGAGUUCAAAGGAUGACACAGAUGAGCAGAUUAUUGUACCUAAACUGGCAGGGGUCUUAUCAGGAUUCUGGGGGGCUUCUGCUACUCCAUCCAUGUGUCCAAAAAUGAAUGUAGAGACCACAGUGGAGAAUACUAAAUUACCAUCAGAGGAGAGUAAGAAGCAUUCAAAGGACAACGCAGAUGAACAGAUCAUCGUGCCUAAACUGACAGGGAUCUCAUCAGAACUUUGGGGGGCCUCUGCUACCCCAUCUGUGUAUUCAAAAAUGAAGGUAGAAACCACAGCGGAGAAUAAUAAACUCUCAGAAGAGUGUAAGAAGUGUUCAGAAGACAGCACAGAUGAGCAGAUUAUCAUGCCUGAACUGACCAGGGUCUCAUCAGGAUUUUGGGGGGCCUCUGCUACCCCAUCUGUGUAUCCAAAAAUGAAUGUAGAGACUACAGGGGAGAAUAAUUUAUCAGAGGAAUGUAGGAAGUGCUCAAAGGACAGCAGUGAUAAACAAAUUAUCAUGUCUCAUAGUGAAUCUCUACUAGAGCUUGAAGCCCUUUCUGGGAGCCCUAAGCAGCCUCACUACAACCAGAGAGACCAGCUGGAAUUAGCUAGGACCCACAGGGAAGAUGAGUCACAAGUAUAUUUUGUACAAAAUCAAGCUGCAAGAAGACAUCUCCAGGAGGCAUCUCCAGGGACUGCAUCAGGCAAGCAUCCCGAUCAGAAUUACCCUCUGGCAAAGCUAUAUGAGACCGAGAGUCUCCAGCUAAUGAAAGAUGGUGCUGCUCCCAGCAGAGGACCAGAGCAUGCCUUGCCACUGUCCUUCAGCACCAUGGCUAACCCAGGCAGCAAUGUGCAGACAGCAGGUGAGAAGCCCACUGGGCACUUGGGUCCCCAAGCCCUCCUUGAAAGCCCAGACAGGAAGGAAGAGAUGAUUAAUUCAUCUUCUGUUGUAGUUCUGGCUUCAGGAAACAUGCUUUCCCCCUCAGCCUUGGAAGACAACUGCGAGGAGUCAGUAAGGCUUGCACCUUCUUUCCAUGGAAUCUCCAACAACAUUAGAUUAAUUCAGCAGGAACUGAGCCAGGCCUUGCUUUGUAAACAGAUUGAGGCACAUUCGGAAGUGGAAAGAACUAGUCUCGGGAGCAAGGAGAGCAUCCAGAGGCUUUGGGAAGAGUUCAGAUCCCAAAAUACAGCAUAUGGGAACUUAAGCGGUGGAGACUCUUCAGAGGCAGUGGUGGAUCCCCAGACCCACUUGGUGGCUUCCAUGCAGUCCCCCUGGAAAGAUGCCCCUCUCCAGGCAGGAUCUGCAAUGUCAGCAGUUGAAAUGUCUUAUGCAGUGGUGGAUUCCACUACCCCGGGGCCUGUUUUUGCAUCUCAAGGAAGCUUUCACAUCAGAAAGCAGCCAAUCAUCUCCUGUGAAGCAGAGACAAUUGAGACUGAAGAUCCCUCAUACUUGGACAGUCCUUUGGCAGCCUCGGACAUCAAACAAUCAAGGAGUCUUCCUGCUCAUCCAAGAUGUGUCCCUUCUCCGGGAUUAGGAGAAAGGAGGGCAAGUCACAAACAAGAGCCAGCAGGGUCUGGAACAGUAGAGGGAGGCAGUACAGGGGGUGCCUUGCCCCAGUACCCAAAGUUGAAAGGGGUUGCCCUGUCAGGGCAGUCUUUAGCCUAUGGUGUGGGUAACAGAUGUCCAAGACCAGCACCCCUCCUUGAUCAGAGACUUGUUGGAGAGAUGGAGGAGAGCUCGGAAGGGAGCCUGGUUCAAAGUAAAGCGGAGGUUUCUAAAAGCACCAUUAUGUUUCGCCCAUUAGCAUCCCAGAGAGAGGCUGUGACUUCUCCUUCCAGGCCACCGUGCAUGUCUCUACAAGGGGAUGCUUUUAUUGAUUCACCUUCUUUUACCAAUUCUCUGUCUCAUGGAAAUAAUGAUCCUGAGAAACGGAUUUCCCGGUCUUCUUCAGACACGAUGCUUCCAGUUUUCCUGACAUCUUCCAAGCUCACCGUAGGCCACCAGUCCAGAGGGCCCAAUAUACCUUUGGCACAUAGCCUGGAUCUCAGAGAAAGACAGCAAGAACUGAGACUGGCAGCUUCCAACACUAGUUUAUGCGGUAUAGAGAGCCCUGGGAGUGAAGACAUUAAGAAGAAAGCUGCUUUCAAGCCUGAAACUACUUCUUUAUCUUCCCAGACCUAUUCUGAGAAGUUAGAGAAUCUCCAGGAGGAGCACGAAGCUAGUCAGAAUGAAUGGGAAUUCCUUCCUGGAGCUGAGGAACCUGGGAACCAUGUUAAAAUUGGGAGACUGGAAGCAAUGCAUGUAAGUGAAGACAUUUUUGAGAAUGAACCUACAAUGGGGUUUCCACAUCUUGCCCAAGGACCAUCAUUUCCUAAGGAUUCCAGAGAUCACAGCACUCCUAUUCCCUACCCUAGGACAAAAAUGGGUAAAAAAUGUAUCUUCAGCAACGUUUCAGGCAAUCUGUGGAAGACAGAUGAGAACGAACAGCUCUCCAACAAUGUUGGCAACACAAUGUGGGAUAGAAACCAUCACCAUUUAGGAACCAGUGGCCGAGUCAGUCCUCAGGGGCCCAGAGGUAGCCCGAGAACUGAUGGAAAGGUAUCAACGCCUGAAAGACUAUUGAAGACAAACAAUGGCCCUUUUGACGAUGAAGAACCUUGUCUUCUGUCAGAGGGCUCACAGGAUGAUCUGGACACUGGCUCUCACGACAGAGACUUGGCUCCCUGUGUUGCUUUUUCCUGUAGUCCUGGGCAUUCUCCAAAAGACUUCUCCCCACUGAAGGCCUCUGUAGGGACUUCCUCCAAGUUUCCACAGGAACUGAACAUGAGCGUGGAGCCUCCUUCUCCCACAGAAGAUGAGGAGAGUCGUGGGACCGAGAGGCUCUACCUCAAUGACCUUUCUCCAGAUGAAUCUGAAAUGAUGUUGGUGGAACUGGGGAGAUGUCCAAGACCUGCGGAUCGUGGCCAGACAGCUCCACCAGAUUAUGGCCUAGAAGCCUCCGGCCUACGGUCCCCAGCACCUGGCAGUCCUCCCUACCCUACCUCUUCCACACUCCUGACUAUGCCGGUCCCAGAAGGCAGACUAGCAGACGUUCUGGAGGAGGAGCAGCAUGACCCCCUCAGGAACAAAGGCUGGCUGACACUGGAGAACAUGGAUGUGACGCAGGGCACGUCUGCCAAAAUAAAUCCCUUCGUUCAAUCCUGGCAUCAGGAGGGGCCUGGGAGGAUUGGCUGGAAGCAAUACGUGCUUGGCAGUGCCAGUGACACCUCUUGCAACCAGAUUUCAUGGAGUCUGGACACCCAGAGAGCCGUUCGUUGCUCCAGUGUAGACAAUGGCCUGGAUACUUCAAGCUCUCCCUACCAUUCUCAGCUCAGCUCCAGUGCUAACCCCCAUGAACUGUCCAGCCCCAGUAGCAUUGAGGAUCCUCGGGGCUUAGAAGAAGAAAGGAAGAGCUUCAAGACUUCUUCUGUUGUCAGGAGCCACCAUGGCUUCUCUGAUACAUCCCUCACAGUGCCCUCCUCUGGGAUCCCAGACAAGGUGGGGGAGGGCCUGCCUGAAGAUGAGUGCACGCUAUUCGAGCAGAGGGAAGUCUCAGGGAAGAUGGGGGACCUCGCGCUGCUGUACCCCACCGAGUCCUCGCCAAAGGCUGACACAGCUACCUGUGAACAGGGGACGAUGACCCUGACCUCGACUCAGCUGCAGCAGGUUCACAUGCACUGCCAGGUCUGUGUAGAUGCCCCUCACCCCUCCCACCCAGCUACAUGGAAGAGCAUGCACAACCUGUCGAUGCAUCUUUCCCAGCUCUUACACAACACCUCAGAGCUGCUAGGGAACCUCAGCCAUCAGGGGACCCCUGAGAGAGAGCGGGGCAUUAAGGCUGAGGCCCCUGAAGAGCCCCCCAAGGCAAUGACAAUGGACAGCAGCACUCAGACCACUGUGGAUGUGGGCAUCCAGACCGAUGAGAUGGACCCAGCCCCACAGGAUGUCUCCCUCCAUUCCUCUGGGGACCAGUUAGCCAGUCCUCAGGAAGCAAAUGUGACCACCUUAAAACAUAGCUCGCUGGAUGGAAUGGAUGCUUUGGAUACUCCACAGGAGUUGGAACACUCCCUGGUGCUUCAGGAGAAGGUGGACCACCCCCUGGUGCUUCAGGAGGAGAAUAAAGGCACAGUUGAGACAAAAGAGACUUCUUCCAGCUCCGGUAGCCAGAAGGAGUCCAGCUUCUCCCCGGACUCCCUGGACACAUCCCAUCGUAACCUCAGUUUUCAGGAACACUCCUUUUCCCAGGAAGUGGUAAGGCUCCAAGCUUCUUCAGCUACCUCCCCCUCCUCCAGUUCCCACAAGCUUGGGUCCUCCUGCACGGCAGUCCCCAACACAACUUCAUGCACUGCAUCCUCUCUCAGAGAUUCAUCUUCUCAGGAGGGAGAAUCCACUUGUGAAUCCAGUACCCAGAACAACAAGAAAGCAGGUUACAAGAACACCUUGUUGGUGGACAGGGCUUCCUCUCCGAUCCUAACUUUCAGCGCCAGCGCUCAAGGCCCUCAUUCCUCCUCCUCGUCCACCUCUUCCUCCUCUUCCUCCUCCUCUUCCUCCUCCAACCCUCCUUGUCUCGGGUCUUCUCACUUUCAUUCCACCAUACUCCAUCAGAAGCUCAGAGCUAGCCGGGUGUCCUCAGCGCACAGUUUUUCCCAAGCCAACAAUGAAGGGGAGACCGGGAAUAUUUCUGAAGAUAGUGGGAAGUCCAUGGGAAAGAAGCUGAACAAAGGAUUUCUUGCCUCUAACCCGACUGGAACCCUGAAGCCGUCCAGCCUGUGGCUUCAUGGAAGCUCGUCUUCCACGUCCACGGGACUCUUGAGUUCCCCACAGCAGUUACAGGUUCGGGCUUCCUUGGGGCUGCUGGGCUGGGAAGAACAACUAGCUGGUGAAAAGAAAAAGAAGCAUUCCUGGGAGAGACCUCUGUAUCUGUCCCUGCCCACGACGGGGUUGAGCCCCACUGAAGGCCAGUCAGAGGCCUCACCCACCAGUAGCUUUGUGGCAGAGGGGGCUGCGGAGGGGACCAACCCUGUAUCAGUUCAGCUAGCCAGCCCGAGUACAAGUUGGUGUCAGAAACGGACCGGCACUGGCGCUGACACCUCCGAGCAGCUCCUGAAGUCCCCUCUGCCUUCAGAGACUCCCUUCUUGGGGAGGGUUGUGAACCAUUGCCAUGGCCCUUCCUCCAUUUCUGAAAUCAGUGUGGCUCCAGGGCAUGGCAGCAUAGCCAGGGACACCCAGUCGGAGGUGCUGCUGACCUCCUGCACCCAGAAAGUCCAGACCGCUGACCCCAAGAAAUACAACCUGAAGGACCUCCCUGUCCACAAUAAGUUCAGUAAUUGGUGUGGGGUUCAGGGAAGCUCCCCACAGGGCACUGUGCCAGCGGAAGCAGCAGUGAAUGCUGCUAACUCUUCCUCGGAGGGGCUACAGGAGAAGUCGGCCCAGCUCAGUAAGCAUCUGAGCCAAAUGCCUGAGCAGCUCCAGAGGGAACAAGUACAGGUGCUGGCUGGGGUCCCGUUGGAGCUGGGGCCACAGACCCCACCCCUUAGCGUGGAGCUGGCCGAAGCCAAGCUUCUCUAUGGUCUCGGAGAGACCGACGCUCUGCUGAGGGUGAUGCAGAGUGGGACUGGUGAGGCGCUGGCUCCUGACGCCCCGAGAAGCUCACAGAAGGAAGAAAUGUACUUCCGGCGUUUGAAGACCAUUGAGGUGAUGCGGAGAGAGCGCUCAGAUCGGCUCCAGAACUUCCGUCGGGCCCGCAGCCUCAGCCCUAUGAAGCAGCUUGGCCUCCUGCCCACCCCAGAAGUGUUCCCCCGAGAUGCCGAUCUGCCCAGUCGGCGGCGAGAAUACCUGCAACAGCUUCGAAAGGACGUUGUGGAGACCACCAGGAACCUGGAGUCUGCCUCAGACACUGCGAGCCACCAGCCCUCUGACAUAGAGGUGCUGCUCCGAGACUACCAGCGGGCCAGGGAAGAGACCAAGAUGGAGAUUGCCCGCGCACGAGACCGGCUGCGGGAACGAGCCGAGCAGGAGAAGCAGCGCAUCCGCCAGCAGAUAGUGUCCCAGCUGCAACGGGAAGAAGCAAAACUGCAAACCCUAGUCAGCGUGAGCACCCUGUGCACCACCAGCUCCAUGGACAGUCGCUCCUCCAGCCCCACCUCCGGCUAUGACAGCAGCAACCUCACCUUGGCCAGCCAGAGCCAGCCUCCAGAGAAGCAGGGGAAUGCUAACAUACCUUGCUUCAAAGAGACCACUGGAGGGGACCUGCGGGGCCGCUCUGCAGUGAGAAACUAUCAGCUCUACCUAAACAGGCCUGCCCAGAAGAACUUGGGUCACCAGCUUCGAGGCAAAAGCCACCGAGCCUCCUUUGAUCGGCCCCACAAGUCCCUACUCAGUCAGUCAAACUCAGACAGCUGCCUCUCGACCUCCCCGGGCAUCCUGUACCAUGACUUGGUCAAGCACAUCCUGACCAGUACGAUGGCUGAAGUGAUGGCUGCCUGUUCCGACAACCUGCAAAAUCUCUUCAGCUGCCAGGCCACUGCAGGCUGGAAGUACCAGGGUGAAGAAAAGGAUGUGCUGACAUACUAUAAGGGAUUUCCCUCCGCCACUCGGCAUGGUUUCCUGGGGGCCGGGGUGGUGCCUCAGCCGUUACCUCGAGUCUGGGCAGCUGUGAGGGACCCUACCACAUGGACCCUGUAUGACAAGUCCAUCCAGACUGCCCAGCUGUACCAGAAGGUGACCAACACCAUUAAAUUGGUGUACCUGGUCAGCAGUACCUCCAUCAACUGCCUGAAGCAACCCCGGGAUUUCUGCUGUGUCAGCGCUGAGGCGAAGGAGGGCCACCUGACCAUCAUGGUAGCUCAGUCGGUGUAUGACAAGUCAAUGCCGCGGCCCAGUGGAAACAUGAUCCGUGGGGAGAUCUUGCCCAGUGCCUGGCUCCUGCAGCCUCACACCGUGGACGGGAAAGAGGUCACCAAAGUCAUUCACAUGGUCCAGGUGGAACUGGGGGCUCCGGGCCUUCCCCCUGGGCUGCUGACUCACUGUGCCAAGCAGCAGCCAUUGGUGAUAGCAAACCUGGCUUCCUUUCUUUGUGGCUAACACCAGACUCACAGAGGUGCUUCUACUGAGAGACAGGCCCAUCAGGUGGCCGUGGAAAGACCCUGUAUAGCAGAUUUAUGGCGGAGCUUAUUGCAACAUGGAGAAUGGGGCAACAGCGACAGUGGGAUGAGGUAGCCAGCAGCUCAGUUCAGAGCUGCUGGCAAAUAAACAUGUUGCCACAUGUGGCCCCACUGCAAAAUGAGGGGGCCUGAACCUCUUGGCCCUGGCCAUGCAGUGAAGGCGUCACUUUUUCAGACCUAGUUACCUCGGCGUCAGUGCCCCAAUCCUAUUUUGAGCCCCAUAAAUAGUCCCAUCUCUGCCCCUCUUCUCCUGGAUCCCCUCCACCCCCAGCCACUCUUGUGUUUGGUUUUUGGACCAGGGUUGGGAGAACUCACUAAAAGGGUAGGGAAGGGUGGGCUCUUCCUAGUGAGGUGGUGUUCAUGUGUUCCAGGGGAGCAGGCAUUGGCCUCCAAGGCCCCACUUUAAACCUGCUUCCUACAGUAAAGAGGACGACUAGAAGGGAUGGGGGGGGGGGGGGGGGGGAGGGAAGGCCCUGAGAAACAAGACAGAUACGUUCUCACCACCAGGAAGGCAGUUCCUAAACUUUUCCUCCAGUCUUAGCCAUCCAGAGAUUAGUUCCUCUCCUUUCAACCUUCCUCCCCUCCCUUUCUUCAUAGGAGAUGAGUGGCCCGUUUCCUAGGUUCUGCCUGUUUGUUUUGGGUAAUAGGAUCAGUGCCAGGGGAAGGAACUUGU
This is a messenger RNA of Sarcophilus harrisii (Tasmanian devil), 17779 nucleotides long. RefSeq names its product StAR related lipid transfer domain containing 9 (gene STARD9). The transcript is spliced from 33 exons. The coding region runs from base 65 to 17026 and encodes 5653 amino acids. NCBI's taxonomy places the organism in Eukaryota, Metazoa, Chordata, Mammalia, Dasyuromorphia, Dasyuridae. Gene Ontology annotation, biological process: microtubule-based movement. Gene Ontology annotation, molecular function: lipid binding; microtubule binding; ATP binding. The record is from RefSeq and is a predicted model, not a curated record.